This is a messenger RNA of Kalmanozyma brasiliensis GHG001, 687 nucleotides long. RefSeq names its product Protein of unknown function DUF1014. The transcript is spliced from 2 exons. NCBI's taxonomy places the organism in Eukaryota, Fungi, Basidiomycota, Ustilaginomycetes, Ustilaginales. Bases 1 to 687 code for a protein of 228 amino acids. The record is from RefSeq and is a predicted model, not a curated record. Gene Ontology annotation, cellular component: nucleus. Gene Ontology annotation, biological process: transcription by RNA polymerase II. Gene Ontology annotation, molecular function: transcription coactivator activity.
AUGCCAGCCAAAGGUGGAGGCAACGCGAAAAAGGAGUCCGGACGAGCCAAGAAGGCGGCCAACGAGGACAAGAAGGCCUCGGAAGCCGCUGCUCGGGCCGAAGCAGAAGAAGCUGCGCGAUGGGACGACCCCGCUGGCGGCAAAGGCAAGUCUGCGGCCGAGAAGAAAGCCGACAAAGCAGCCGAAGCAGCUCGCAAAGCCGAUGAGAAGCGACGGCUCGAGGCGGAAGACGAAGCUUCGACCCCCACAGCGCCCGUCAAGUCGGCGAACAAGGGCAAGGGUGCACCGAAGAAGUCGGCGCUCAAGUCCGGUGGGUCGACGGGUAUCGAUGCCAUGCCGAGCUUCUCGGCGAGCAACCUCGAUGAUGCGUUGGACGCCAUGUCGUUGGUCAAUGAGAGGAGCGAUAAGGCCGGCAAGGGCGCAGCAGCGAGCCAGAUCGAAAGGCAUCCAGAGAGAAGGUUCAAGGCUGCUUUCGAGGCGUACAAGGAGCGCGAAUUGCCGAUCAUCAAGGAGGAACACAAGGGUCUGAGGUUGCAGCAGUACCACGAUCUGCUGUACAAGCAGUUCCAGAAACACCCCGACAACCCGUUCAACCAACUCAGCGUCGCGUACGACGCGAGCAAGGAGGACAAGCUCGCCGCACUGGACAGCAAGAGGAGUCAGGCGGAGAAGCGAUUGCGCGACUGA